AGGCACAAGAAGACGUCUAGAGAUUGGAAUCAUCCUUGUCUCUCUCUCUCUCUCUCUCUCUCCCUUCUUCGCUCUUUCCUGGUUCCUUUACUUUAAUCGAAUAAUCCAACGACAACAUAAAGAGUUGAAAAAAUACCAUAAUCACUCAUCAUCAUCAGAAUUCCAAGAAGGUGAAUUUAUGAUAUGUUGGUAACAAUGAUGUAUGGGGAGUAGAAGCAGGGUUGGUGUUGAAGAUGACAAGGGAGCAGAAAGAGGGAUGCCGAGCUUUGAUUCUCAGUUGCCCAUUUCAAAUUCACGCUAUACACAGGGGAGCACAAUUGAUUCUUUUCAUGUUUCUGACUUUGGAGCAUUUGAUCAAUCAUAUCGCUUAGAGGAUGCUGUCGAUGUGAGUGGAAACUCAGUUUUUAACUCACUAAAAGUAAGUAGCCAAACAAUUUCUCUGGAUCCUGUUCAAAUUAGUACUCUUGGUAAGUUGCCAACUUCACUUGAUAAAAGCCCAUUGACGAACCAAACAGAGCUGCAUAGGUUGCAAUUACAAAAGGUUCAGUCAUCAAAUCCUGGCACCAUAUUAGGUGGUAAUACAGAAAACCAGGAAGAGUCUGCCAUGGCUGAUGUCAGUCCUCGGACCGAUAUUUCUACAGAUGGUGACACUGAUGACAAGAAUCAGCGGUUUGAUAGAAGUCAAUCCCUUGCCGCUGUGGCUUCUGACUCCAGUGACAGAUCAAAGGACAAAUCAGAUCAGAAGAGUCUUCGGAGGCUUGCUCAGAAUCGUGAGGCUGCGAGAAAAAGCCGAUUGAGAAAGAAAGCCUAUGUCCAACAGUUGGAAAGUAGUCGUUUAAAGCUGACCCAACUAGAGCAAGAGCUUCAGCGAGCUAGGCAGCAGGGAAUCUUCAUAUCAAGCUCGGGUGAUCAAGCACAUACAAUGAGUGGAAAUGGGGCGAUGCAAUUUGAUGCAGAAUAUGCAAGGUGGCUGGAAGAGCAGAAUCGACAAAUUAAUGAGCUGAGAGCGGCUGUAAAUUCUCAUGCAAGUGAUACCGAACUUCGCAUGAUUGUUGAUGGUAUAGUGGCACAUUAUGAAGAGGUUUUUAGGCUGAAAGGUGUUGCAGCUAAGGCUGAUGUUUUCCAUUUGUUGUCUGGUAUGUGGAAAACACCUGCUGAGAGGUGUUUCAUGUGGCUUGGUGGUUUUCGGUCGUCUGAAAUCCUCAAGCUCCUGGUAGGUCAGUUGGAACCUCUCACAGAGCAGCAGCUGGUGGGUAUUACAAACUUGCAGCAAUCCUCCCAACAAGCAGAAGAUGCAUUGUCUCAGGGCAUGGAAGCAUUGCAACAGUCCCUUGCAGAGACAUUGUCCACUGGAACACCUGGCUCAUCUGGUCCAUCAGGGAAUGUGGCAAAUUACAUGGGUCAAAUGGCCAUGGCCAUGGGGAAGCUAGGGACACUCGAGGGGUUUAUUCGACAGGCUGACAAUCUGCGCCAGCAGACUCUACAACAAAUGCACCGUAUACUGACAACUCGCCAAUCAGCUCGCGCACUCCUUGCUAUCCAUGACUACUUUUCGAGGCUGCGCGCUCUCAGUUCACUCUGGCUGGCCCGCCCAAGAGAUUGACGGGUGUGGUAAAUAGUCUGUCAAUUCAAUUUUCAUGGAUCCAUUACCAGCAAUACUUGGUUUGGUCAUCAUAGGUUUUACUCUUAACAAGUUUUCUUGUGUUGUACUUUAGUCUUUGUAUCAUUGAAAUCAGUGUUUUGAUUGAGUCACCCACAUAGUCUAGAAACAGAAUUGGUGACAAGAAGCAUGUAUGUUGUCUAUUACUAAUAAUAUUGUCCAUUGUAAUUGUUGCGGAAGGGCUUUGGUUUUUGACACAAAAAUAGUUGGGCUAUAUGAUAUGUUUUAACGUUUUUCCCAUAAA
Gastrolobium bilobum is the source of this 1904-nucleotide messenger RNA. RefSeq names its product transcription factor TGA6-like. The transcript has 12 exons. Bases 203 to 1603 code for a protein of 466 amino acids. NCBI's taxonomy places the organism in Eukaryota, Viridiplantae, Streptophyta, Magnoliopsida, Fabales, Fabaceae. Gene Ontology annotation, biological process: regulation of DNA-templated transcription; DNA-templated transcription. Gene Ontology annotation, molecular function: DNA-binding transcription factor activity; sequence-specific DNA binding. The record is from RefSeq and is a predicted model, not a curated record.